AUUGUGCCCCGCAGCUGCCGAACCGCCCGCCCGCCCGCCCGCCCGCCGCCCGUUCGGCGCGUCAGUCGGCGAAGAGUCCGGUGGUGGGUGCGGAGCCCGGGGCCGUUCCCGCGGCUCCCUCUUCCUCCCCGUCCCCCUCGUCCCGACCCCUCACCCUCUGCCCCCCAUCCCGGCUCCGUCCCCCUCCCGCCCCCUACACUCAGGACGAGAAUGCCCUGCCCGGAACAACCUAGCAGCGCCUAGAUGGCUUUGGUCACGGUCCAGCGGUCGCCUACCCCCAGCACCACCUCCAGCCCCUGCGCCUCGGAGGCCGACAGUGGGGAGGAGGAGUGCCGGUCACAGCCCAGAAGCAUCAGUGAGAGCUUUUUAACUGUCAAAGGUGCUGCCCUUUUUCUACCACGGGGGAAUGGCUCGUCUACACCAAGAAUCAGCCACAGACGCAACAAGCAUGCAGGUGAUCUCCAACAACAUCUUCAAGCAAUGUUCAUAUUACUCCGCCCAGAAGACAACAUAAGGCUGGCUGUAAGAUUGGAAAGUACUUACCAAAAUCGAACACGCUAUAUGGUUGUGGUUUCAACUAAUGGUAGACAAGACACUGAAGAAAGCAUUGUCCUGGGAAUGGAUUUUUCUUCUAAUGACAGUAGCACUUGUACCAUGGGCUUAGUCUUGCCUCUCUGGAGUGAUACCCUAAUUCAUUUGGAUGGUGACGGUGGGUUCAGCGUAUCAACAGAUAACAGAGUUCACAUAUUCAAACCAGUAUCUGUGCAAGCAAUGUGGUCUGCACUACAGAGCUUGCACAAGGCUUGUGAAGUGGCCAGAAUGCAUAACUACUAUCCAGGCAGCCUUUUUCUCACUUGGGUGAGUUAUUAUGAGAGCCAUAUCAACUCAGAUCAAUCCUCAGUCAAUGAAUGGAAUGCUAUGCAGGAUGUGCAGUCUCAUCGGCCUGACUCUCCAGCCCUCUUCACAGACAUACCAACUGAACGUGAACGAACAGAAAGGCUUAUUAAAACCAAAUUAAGGGAGAUUAUGAUGCAAAAGGAUUUGGAAAAUAUCACAUCCAAAGAGAUACGCACAGAGUUGGAGAUGCAGAUGGUGUGCAACUUGCGAGAAUUCAAGGAAUUCAUAGAUAAUGAAAUGAUCGUGAUCCUUGGUCAGAUGGAUAGUCCUACACAGAUAUUUGAGCAUGUAUUCCUGGGCUCAGAAUGGAAUGCCUCGAACUUAGAGGACUUACAGAACCGAGGGGUACGGUACAUCUUGAAUGUUACUCGAGAGAUAGACAACUUCUUCCCUGGAGUCUUUGAGUAUCACAACAUCCGAGUAUAUGAUGAAGAGGCAACGGAUCUCCUGGCUUACUGGAAUGACACAUACAAAUUCAUCUCUAAAGCCAAGAAACAUGGAUCUAAAUGCCUUGUGCACUGCAAAAUGGGGGUGAGUCGCUCAGCCUCCACUGUGAUUGCCUAUGCAAUGAAGGAGUACGGCUGGAAUCUGGACCGAGCCUAUGACUACGUGAAGGAACGGCGCACAGUGACCAAGCCUAACCCCAGCUUCAUGAGACAACUGGAAGAGUACCAAGGGAUCUUGCUGGCAAGCAAACAACGGCAUAACAAACUCUGGAGAUCUCAUUCAGAUAGUGACCUCUCAGACCACCACGAACCCAUCUGCAAACCUGGGCUUGAGCUCAACAAGAAGGAGAUGACCACUUCAGCAGACCAGAUUGCUGAGGUGAAGACUGUGGAGAACCUUGCAGCCAUGCCACCUGUCUUUGUGGAGCAUGUGGCUCCACAAGAUGCAAAUCAGAAAGGGCUUUGCACCAAAGAAAGAGUCAUCUGCUUGGAGUUUUCAUCACAGGAAUAUCAUGCCGGACAGAUUGAAGAUGAAUUAAACUUAAAUGACAUCAAUGGAUGCUCAUCAGGGUGUUGUCUCAAUGAAUCAAAAUUCCCUCUUGACAACUGCCAUGCAUCUAAAGCCUUAAUGCACCCUGGACAGGCCUCAGGAGUGGGCAGCAAGUCCCCAGACUUAGCAGUGGAGGAUCUGGAGACAGACGCACUGAAGGCAGACAUGGAUGUCCACUUACUGCCUAUGGAAGAGUUGACAUCACGACUGAAAGACCUCCCCAUGUCACCUGAUCCAGAGUCACCAAGCCCCCAACCCAGUUGCCAAGCUGCCAUCUCCGAUUUUAGUACAGAUCGUAUUGAUUUUUUUAGUGCUCUUGAGAAGUUUGUAGAGCUUUCUCAAGAAACCCGGUCUCGAUCUUUUUCCCACUCAAGGACAGAAGAACUAGGUGGAGGAAGGAGUGAGGGUUGUCGCCUGUCAAUGUUAGAAGUGACACCCUCCGAAAUGGCAGCUGAUGACCAGAGAAGCAGCUCUUUGAGUAAUACUCCCCAUGCAUCUGAAGAAUCUUCAGUGGAUGAGGACCAGUCAAAGGCAGUCUCAGAGCUUGUCAGCCCAGAUGUCAUCAUGCAGUCUCACUCAGAAAAUGCAAUUUCAGUCAAAGAAAUUGUCACUGAAAUUGAGUCCAUUAAUCAAGGAGUUGGGCAGGUUCAGUUAAAAGGAGACAUACUCUGUAACCCAUGCCAUACACCAAAGAAGAACACCAUCCAAGAGCUGCCUCUGGAGAGAGCACAGGCCCCUGAGAACAAAGCUGGACAUUCGGAGCAAGACGAGAGUUUGUAUGCAGACCAACCUGAGCUAGCUGAAGAAUCAGAGCAGUGCAGCUCAGAAGGCUGUCCAGCCACACACCCAGCCACAGCGGACUUGGAAGAAGAGGAACCAGUUGAGGGGGGACAGGACUGGGGCCCAGGGAUGCAGCCUGGUGCCAAGUGGUACCCUGGGUCUGUGAGGCGGGCCACCCUGGAGUUUGAAGAGCGCUGGCGACAAGAGCUGGAGCACCAUGGCGCUGCCGCCUCUGCAGGCGCCACAUUACCCAGUCGCAAAACCUCUAAGAACGGGUCUUCUGCAGCAGACCUAAUGCCAAAGUGGAAACGCGACGAAGCCACCCCAGAACAUUCAUUUCCCCUCAGAGAAGCAGAGAUGAGCAAGGGGGAAGGGGAAUUGAGUGGGAAUGAAGCUGGACCACUAUCCCAUGGUGAGCAUAAUGCCACUGCUCCGGCCCCUGAGCUGCUGGAAAGUCAUCCCUUGCGAGCGCCUCAGGACUGCCGAGGGUCAGACACUGGAACUAAGAAGCAGGAAGGAGACCUGAAGAAGCAGAGGACUGGGAUUCCAGACCAGGGAUUCGAGACACAGGCCAUCCCUCUUCCCCUUCCCAAGAGAGUAGAGAUCAUCGAGUACACACAAACAGUUACAUCACUUGCUGCCACUGGGCCAGGAGGUGAGACAGCACCCAGCACAGAGGGUGGAAAGCAAGGGCUGAGGAAGGUGACAAUGGAGAGGGCUGUCGCCAUGUUCUGUACGCUGGAUGAAAAUCUCAACAGGACUCUGGACCCCAGCCAGGUUCCCCUGCAUCCCCAAGUACUACCUCUGCCUCACUCUUCCUCAGAGUACGUCAGGCUCACUGGCCCAACCCCCAUCCUAAGUAGCCCUGAAGACAGGGGAAACGGCCCUUCAACACCCUUGGAGAAAGCAGCACCUUUGGUCAGAUGCAGUGCCCACUUAGCAUCCGCCAACUCGGAUUACCUGCAUCCCCAGUCUGUGGUUUACCUGGAAGGCUGCACAGAGCAGAGCAGCACCACAGACAGCGAGCUGUCCACAGAGCGGGUUAGCCAGGAAGACAGCCAGGAGGGCUUCCUUGCAGGGAGCAGUGGAAUGGUACACAAGUUUUCUCAGUUAAGUAAUGAAGACCUAAGUUUAAUUAACAGACUUGGUGACAGUGUUGGGGUGUCACAGAGAAAACUGGACCCGUCGCCUGAAGCCUGUCGAAUCCCACAUAGCUCUAGUAGUGAAAAUAUAAGAAAUCUCAGCCACAGCCCUGGUGUAGUGAAGGAGCGCACUAAAGAAAUUGAGUCUCGAGUGAUCUUCCAGGCAGGGCUCACCAAAACAUCACAAAUGAGGCGCUCGGCUUCUCUUGCCAAGUUGGGUUACCUGGACCUUUGUAAAGACUACUUAGCAGAGAGAGAGCUUGUCUCCUCGGAGUCCCCUCAUCUCAAAUCGCUUCAGCCCUUCAUCAGAACAGACUCAGGCAUGCAUGCCUUGAUGGCCCAGGAGCCCUCAGAAAGCCCAGGUGCCCACCAGAACCCACAGCCCACCAAGUAUUUUGUAGAGCAACUCAAAACAACAGAGUGUAUUGUGCAGAGCAAACCAGUGGAGAGGCCCCUGGUGCAGUAUGCCAGAGGAUUUGGGUACAGCCAGCAGUGUUUGCUCCCCAGGGCAAGACCAGAAUUGACUAGUUCUGAAGUAGGCCUUCCUUUACUACAGACACAGGGCCUGCAGUGUCCAGGCCCCACUCCAGGGCUGGCCGUGGCACCCCGCCAACAACAUGGCAGAACUCACCCUCUUAGGAGACUAAAAAGAGCAAAUGAGAAAAAACGGACAGCCAACCCCUUCUAUAACACCAUGUGAUCCUGAGCCUGCACACACGGUUUUCUAAGAAAAAUGUUUGUGAAGGGCGGAUGAUAUGUGAGGAACGUGCACUUUAUCAUUAAUUUUGUAAUAUUUUGUCAUUUUACUGUUCCUGGCUCAUGCAGGGUUUGAGUUUUUCCGUGUGUGUUGCAUGUGUGUGUGUGUGUGUGUGUGUGUGUGUGUGUGUGUG
Messenger RNA from Onychomys torridus (southern grasshopper mouse), 4705 nucleotides. RefSeq names its product slingshot protein phosphatase 2 (gene Ssh2). NCBI's taxonomy places the organism in Eukaryota, Metazoa, Chordata, Mammalia, Rodentia, Cricetidae. The record is from RefSeq and is a predicted model, not a curated record. The coding region runs from base 244 to 4515 and encodes 1423 amino acids. Gene Ontology annotation, cellular component: cytoplasm. The transcript has 15 exons. Gene Ontology annotation, molecular function: actin binding; protein tyrosine/serine/threonine phosphatase activity. Gene Ontology annotation, biological process: protein dephosphorylation; negative regulation of actin filament polymerization; actin cytoskeleton organization.